Messenger RNA from Suricata suricatta (meerkat), 2697 nucleotides. RefSeq names its product calsequestrin 2 (gene CASQ2). Gene Ontology annotation, cellular component: sarcoplasmic reticulum lumen. Gene Ontology annotation, biological process: regulation of cardiac muscle contraction by regulation of the release of sequestered calcium ion. The transcript is spliced from 11 exons. Lineage: Eukaryota; Metazoa; Chordata; Mammalia; Carnivora; Herpestidae. Gene Ontology annotation, molecular function: calcium ion binding. The record is from RefSeq and is a predicted model, not a curated record. The coding region runs from base 280 to 1503 and encodes 407 amino acids.
ACACGGGCUGGGCCCAGCUAUGCGAGGUAUCUGGGGCUCGGCCACCAAGCCCAGCCCUCAGUCCCCGCACUCGUGUCCUGAGCCCACGAGAACGGCUAGCUGGAGCCCAGGCAGCGGGGAGAGUAGGUCCUCCUGGAUCAGGAGGGAUAGAGCACAGGGACCAAAUCCGCCUCUUUGCACCCCAACUUCUCACAACCAGACCCCCUUUCCCCCUGAGAGUCUUCCUGCCGCUUGCCUGCACUCAGUCUUUCUGGGAAAGUAACAGGAAACUUUUCCCAGAUGAAGAGAACACACCUGUUCCUCGUGGGGGUCUACCUGCUGUCCUCCUGCAGGGCAGAAGAGGGGCUCAACUUCCCCACGUACGAUGGCAAGGACCGUGUGGUAAGCCUCACCGAGAAGAACUUCAAGCAGGUUUUGAAGAAGUACAGCUUACUCUGCCUCUACUACCAUGAGCCCGUGUCAUCAGACAAGGCCAUGCAGAAACAGUUGCAGCUGAAAGAAGUCGUGCUGGAGUUUGUGGCCCAGGUCCUGGAACAUAAAGAUAUAGGCUUCGUGAUGGUGGAUGCCAAAAAAGAAGCCAAGCUUGCCAAGAAACUGGGUUUUGAUGAAGAAGGAAGCCUGUAUGUCCUUAAGGGUGAUCGCACGAUUGAGUUUGAUGGCGAGUUUGCUGCUGAUGUCCUGGUGGAAUUUCUCCUGGACCUAAUUGAGGAUCCCGUGGAGAUCAUCACAAGCAAACUGGAAGUCCAAGCCUUUGAACGCAUUGAGGACCAGAUCAAACUCAUUGGCUUUUUCAAGAGUGAAGACUCGGAGUAUUACAAGGCUUUUGAAGAGGCAGCUGAACACUUCCAACCUUACAUCAAAUUUUUUGCUACCUUCGACAAAGGGGUUGCCAAGAAAUUAUCCUUGAAGAUGAAUGAGGUGGACUUCUAUGAGCCAUUCAUGGAGGAACCUAUUGCCAUCCCUGACAGACCUCACACAGAAGAGGAGCUCAUGGAGUUUGUGAAAGAGCACCAAAGACCCACCCUGCGUCGCCUGCGCCCUGAAGAUAUGUUUGAAACAUGGGAAGAUGAUUUGAACGGGAUCCACAUUGUGGCCUUUGCAGAGAGGAGUGACCCAGAUGGUUACGAGUUCCUGGAAAUCCUGAAACAGGUCGCCAGGGACAACACGGACAACCCUGACCUCAGCAUCGUGUGGAUUGACCCGGAUGACUUUCCUCUGCUUGUUGCCUAUUGGGAAAAGACUUUCAAGAUUGAUCUAUUCAAGCCACAGAUCGGAGUGGUGAAUGUGACAGAUGCGGACAGCGUCUGGAUGGAGAUCCCUGAUGAUGACGACCUGCCCACGGCCGAGGAGCUGGAAGACUGGAUCGAGGAUGUGCUUUCCGGGAAGAUAAACACUGAAGACGAUGACGAUGAGGAUGAGGAUGACCGGGACAAUGACGAAGAUGACGAUGACGACAAUUCUGAUGAGGACAACGACGACAGUGAUGAUGAUGAUGAUGAGUAGCCCCCCUCUGGAUGAUGGAUGAAAGCAAAAUCACAGCUACACACGGCCAUGCAGACAGCCCCGGCGCGAGCAGCCCACAGCCCCGGCUGCGGUGUCCGUCCACCUCUUCCCCCUUUCCCAGCCCUUUCCCCAUCCCCUUCUCACCGGGAGCGGUACCAUUCAGCAAAUGUCUCUAAACCCAGUAAUCCCACUCAGAGGGACAAGUGGGGGAAUUAUUGCCACAUGGACUGUCUCGAGUGUCUUGGAAAAGCUCUCUUUCUUUGCCAGACCGUCCAUCAGUGGUCCUGGCAGUGCUGGAAAAUGGUGGUCUGGGGAAGAACAGCCCCCUGACACCGCUGCUCAAGUUUCCUUGUUGUCUUUGAUGUGACGGUAACAGGAUCAACAGGUGGCAAACUCAAAGCAUGGAGUGACCUUAUAGUCAGAGCCGGGAGACCUGAAAUGAACCCACUUGGCCCCCGUGCCUGGAGCAUCAGUGAGGAUCCCUCCUCAAGGCAACGGGUUCUCUCCUAGGGAAGGCUCAGCCUUGGAAAGGAGGUUAUAAAUCAGGUUAUCUUGGCUCUGUUAAACUUACUAUUUCAAGGGUAGGUGACACCAUUAUGAGCUCAGAUCCAGGUGCUUGGAUAGCUCCCGGGAGGCCUUGAAACCCAUAGGUACAGACGUCACCAUCAUUUCUAGUAUGUUAGGAUGUGGGAUGGCGGGGCUGAUUUGCUUUCUGAACUUCCCUUUAGGGACAAAUCUUGCACUCUGCACGAGGGGGUGGAGGAACUGGAAGGAUUACAGGUUUCUAAUGUCUUCUUCAUGCCCCUGAUUGAGUCAGCUGGCCUCCUAACCUGAGCGGGGUUCUGUAUACCCUUCUCUGCUCAUGAGCCCUCCCAUGGGGAGAGAAAGUUGGCUUAUCCAGAGGCCAACCAGUGCUCCAUUUGUCAGCCCUCCCACACUAGCACAGAACAAUAGCUAGAGUUCAUAAGGGUGCCUUCCGGCACUGAGAGAAUCCCAAAGUGCCUUCAGAACUAUCUAGAAGUUACAUUGUGCUCGGUAGUUUUAGCAUUAAGUGUGCAUUAUAACGUUCUAAUUUAUUUUCUCGAUCUUUUAACACAUGUGUAAGACACUGUGCAAAUGCUUUGGAAAUAGAGUAAUCCUUUUAUGGAAUAGUAGCCAACUAACUCCGUCAUUAAACUUAUACUUUGAAAAUAC